This is a messenger RNA of Anastrepha obliqua, 4546 nucleotides long. RefSeq names its product GTPase-activating protein (gene RasGAP1). The record is from RefSeq and is a predicted model, not a curated record. Lineage: Eukaryota; Metazoa; Arthropoda; Insecta; Diptera; Tephritidae. Gene Ontology annotation, biological process: regulation of GTPase activity; intracellular signal transduction. The transcript has 6 exons. Bases 357 to 3473 code for a protein of 1038 amino acids.
UUCGUUUGUGAUGUCACGGUUGAAAUAAUUUCGUGUUUUAAGUAAUUUUUUUUCAACGGUCAUUCGCUCUGCGGCUAAAUGAAACUUGUGCACCAGCAACGUCCUCUGACGUCUCCGAUUCCGUCGGUUUGCUUGUAAGAAUUAACCAGAAAUGUGGAACAACGAAACUGUGAACUAUUUUUGUAAUACCAUUAAUUUAAAAAAAAUAGUGUAUUUGGUGCUACGCACAACUCGAUUUCACAUUUCGGCGUAAAAUAAACAAAAAACGGUAACUCUGAAGUGCUAAAGUGUGCUCAAAUUUCCCUCGAUUAACGAAUAACGAACACGGAAUUGUCCGGAACUGGAGAAUAAACGAAAUGCACCUGAAAAAGAAAUACGAGGAAAGAGACGACCACAGUGUGGAACAUGCAAGCAUUAGUUAUGGAUCCAACAUGGCCGAUAAUACACGCGAAGUACGAAUUGAAGAGCAAUUAAAAGUAAAAAUUGGCGAAGCUAAAAACUUGAGUAGUCGCAAUGCGGCCAAUACCAGUUGCAGCACACAAGGCGUACGCGAUGUGUACUGUACAAUUGCUCUCGACCAAGAGGAAAUUUGUCGCACGCCUACCAUCGAACGCACAUUAGCGCCAUUUUUUGGCGAGGAAUAUCAAUUCAAAAUACCACGACGCUUCCGUUAUCUAUCCAUAUAUGUGUGGGAUCGUGAUCGACACAUGAAACAAGAUAAGCCAAUUGGUAAAAUAGCUAUUAAACGCGAAGAACUGCAUAAGUACAAUCACAAAGAUCAUUGGUUUCCAUUGCGACCAGUCGAUUCGGAUUCCGAGGUGCAGGGCAUGGCCCACAUUGAGGUGCAAUUCGAAGAGGUGCAGCCGCCCGUACAUGAACAGCGUAUAAAUUUGAUACGACCCAGUGAUUAUGAUCGCAGUGACAUCAUUGAAGACAUUAGCCAUCACCACCAACAUCAAGCGCACCUAAAUGACUACAAAGAGAAUAGUGAGCUGAGCAAUAUACAGCGUGGCUCGCUGAAAUCUCGUGGUUUAUUCGGUACACAUACAGAACAUACUACGAAUUGGAAAAAUGCGAAGGCAACUCGUUUGGCGCGUGCCGCAGUUCGUUGUAUCGAAUGUGUCGACUUGACUAAGAAGAAUGGCACUUGUGAUCCGUAUGUAAUUUAUACCGCUACUUACACGAACAAACGACAAGUGACGAGACGCACGAAAGUGCGGGAAAAGACCGUAAAUCCUGAAUUCGAUGAGACAGUUUACUUUGAUCUCUGUAUUGAUGCUGAUAAUGCGACGACUAAGUCGAUUUCUUCACAUCACGAUGCCAGUACAACGAACUCCAAUAAGGGGUAUACAAUUUAUCCGCUCGGCGGUGCUGAUCUUUGUGAGAUAUCCAUUGCAUUGUGGCACAACUCUGCGGGUAUGGCGGACAAAGUAUUCCUUGGUGAGGUUAAGAUACCCAUUUUGAAUAAGCAACAACAAGUUGCUGCGCAACAAUCCGCCUGGUAUUUUCUGCAGCCACGUUCAGCCAGCGCAUCAAAUCGUUCGUUAUCGUCGACACCGCGUUCAUGCGCCACCCCACCGGGAACGCGUCUCAGCUGCGAUAGCACGAUCGGCACGUUGCGCCUCAAACUGCUCUACACCGCUGAUCACGUCUUCCCGCUGGCGACUUAUGACGACCUAAUGAACCUGCUUUUGGAAUCGGUCGAUCAACGACCCAUCACUGUAUCUGCCGUCUCUGUACUAGGCGAAUUGGUGUCGUGUAAGACGGAUAUGGCGCAACCAUUGGUGCGACUUUUCACACACACCGGCCGCAUUGCAUCAAUCAUCAAAGCAUUGGCCGAUCAUGAAAUUUCCAAUCUUACCGAUCCUACAACGAUUUUCCGCGGUAAUACGCUUGUUUCGAAAAUGAUGGACGAAGCCAUGCGAUUGUCAGGCCUACCUUAUCUACAUCAAACGCUGCGUCCGGUGCUAGCUCAAAUUUUGAUCGAAAAGAAACCCUGUGAAAUAGACCCAUCCAAGGUGAAGGAUCGUUCGGCAGUCGAUACAAAUUUGAAUCACCUACAAGACUAUGUGGAACGUGUAUUCGAUGCGAUCACGAAAAGUGCGGUGCGCUGUCCGAAGGUGCUGUGUCAGAUAUUUCACGAUCUACGCGAAUGUGCUGGCCGACAUUUCCCACGUAAUCAUGAAGUGCGUUACUCGGUGGUGUCCGGCUUCAUAUUUUUGCGUUUCUUUGCGCCAGCUAUACUUGGCCCCAAGUUGUUCGAUCUGACAACAGAACCACUGGACCACCAAACAAAUCGCACAUUGACGCUGAUUUCCAAAACGAUACAAUCACUUGGAAAUUUGGUGAGCUCUCGUUCUUCACAGCAGCCAAACAAAGAAGAGUAUACCGGGCAGCUGUAUAAGAAGUUCUACACGGAUAAGCAUGUUAAGGCGGUUAAGCAUUUCUUGGAGGUGAUAUCCACACCAGGCGAAGAUUCGCGAAUGUCGGGUGAUUCAGCUUUAUUGCCAGUUGUGUGCCCUGCGGAUGGUACACUCGAACCAGUAUUACUUAAAGAAGGAAUGAUGACAAAAUAUCCACAGUGCCGUAAACGUUUCGGCCGUAGCCGUUUCAAGCAACGUUAUUUUCGCCUAACCACAAAGACCCUCAGCUAUGCCAAAUCGAAGGGCAAACAACCCAUCUGUGAUAUACCAUUGUCGGAGAUUGAGCGCGUCGAACAACUGAACGAGAAGAGUUUUAAAAUGCAAAACUGUUUUAAGAUCAUUCGCAAAGAGCGCUCUCUUAUUGUGCAGGCAACGAAUUGCGUGGAGGAACGUGAAUGGAUCGAUUUGUUGCACAAAAUCUGCCUGACGAAUUCUAUCCGCAUGCAGUAUUUCCAUCCGUCCGCCUUUGUGAACGGCGUCUACAGUUGUUGCUCGCGUUCGGACGAGAACGCGCCAGGCUGUCGCACCGUCUCCGCCGAAGCGAUCAACUACUUCCAAAUGGAUCUUGUUACAUCACUCGAUCCUGCGCUUGAUCUGCAACGAAUUCAUACGCUCAUUAUGUCGCAUAUGACACAAUUGGCAGCGCCGCUCGAUCCCAUAGCCUUCCAUCAUUUGCCACAGGGCCACAAUCCACUUGGUCCCACAGCAUUAACGUUACAGCAACAAUCACCUGAAGCAUACGCUGAAUUUCAAACAACAAUCGAACAACUGCGUAAAGUGGCGUUCGCCAUCGAUCGCGAUCAUCGCAACUAUAAGGCUGGCAUAGCGCGAGAACUGAAGUAUGGCAGUCGACAAGCGCCGAUUGGUGAUGACAACUACUUGCAUAUGAUGCAUGCGGCAGGUCAUUUCAAUUUGCAACAACACCAACAGCAGCAACAACAACAACACCAGCAGCAUCAACAACAACAGGUAUUUCUGCAUACACAACAGCAACAACAAGUUUUGCCACAAAUGCAACAUGUGCGCGCAUAUCCAUAUCAGCUAAAAUAGCUGGCAAAAAGAAGUGAAGGGAGUGAGACUGCAAAAUGUUAGAGAUGAUGAACGGAACGGAAAAUGCGGAAGUACGCAGUUGAUGUAAGCAAAGCGAAAGCGCUCAACCAGAGCUUCGCAUUGGGCGUUAUGUACCUAAACACUUGAAAAGCAAUAGGUACUUACUUACCAAUAAAUUUAUAUAUGUAUAAUGGCAGCUAUAGCUGAGCGUAACGAACGCUCAAUCUAGUUUCGAUAAUUAAUUGAAGAGACUUCGGACGAUCGGCGGUAUAGGGUUGAUAUAUGUAUUUUCCCUCUUCCCAAAAACUAACACGAUUACCAAGCAACCAAUACUACAAGCAAAAGUUCAAAUUCUCUAUAAAAAUUAUGUUCUAAAUAUGUUUACAUAGAUAUACAUAAAUGCGUACAUCUAUUAAACAAAUACUUACUUUAUAUGAAUUAUUAUUGAUAUACUAGAAAUAUUCGCAUUCGUAUACGCAUGCGUAUUGACAGACGUGUAAGACUAUUUAUUUUAUACAAUGCUAUUAUAUAAAUAUAUACCUACUUAUUAUUAUAUUAUUGUAUACAUUUUUUAGCGAAGUUAAGCAAAAAGAGUAACUGCGAGCGUAUGUUCUAAAUGAAACGCUUUGUAGUAUGUAUGUAGAUAUAUUUUACAUGCACUAAAUAUACGAGUGCAUAGUAAUAAGAAUAUUUGUUUAUAAUCUAAACUAACAAUUCUAGCUUAACGAACAUUUUUCGCCUUUAUUCACAGAGGCCAAGAAAAAGCACAGAUAAAAAACUGUUCAAGAGAUGAACUCCAAUUUACUGCAUUAUAUGCAUGCUCUAAGCUAAAAUAAUUUGUAAAAUGUUAAUUUAAGAGAAAUGCAGUGAAACUAUUGUUAAGUGAAAUUAUAUAAAUUGUAAAAAAUACCUUUAGGAAAAUUGCAUAAAAAAUGUGAAUUAAUUUGAAGAGCAGCAAGAAAAACAGAUUAAUGCAACACACAUGUCGUUGGUGUACCAUUCUUCUGCAAAUAAGCUUUGCUUUUUUCAACGAGAAAAAUCAUUCAAGCAAAUAAAGCUGAAUGUCGCGUUUU